AUGCUGCGCUGUGCACGCACGAACCGCGCACUAUUCCGCGCGCGCACAGACGUGACCACACCGGUCGUGGCCACAGGCACGCGCGUGCAACAUCCGCUGCGGAUGGUCAUGGUCGGGUGUCCGGGCUCGGGAAAAGGCACACUCUCUGCGCGCCUCGAGCAUGUAUUUGGGAUCCACAUCAUCACCGCCGGCGACCUGUUGCGGUGGCAUAUCAAGGAGGAAACAGAGCUGGGCAAAGAGGCAGAUCGUGUGAUCAAGGCCGGGUCGCUCAUGCCUGACACAACCAUGAUGGCGCUUGUCCAGCAGAAACUAGAGCAGAUGGGCGAGCAAGACUUUAUCCUAGACGGCUUUCCGCGCACCGACGGGCAGGCGAAGCUGCUGACAGAUGCACUUGCCAUCGCAGACCGGCCUCUCUCGCUAGUCGUCAAUCUGCAGGUGCCGGAAGACGCGAUUCUGGAGCGCAUUCUUGACCGCUGGACGCACUCGCCGUCUGGCCGUGUAUAUAAUUUCUCGUUCAAUCCCCCUUUGCGUAAAGGUUUCGACGACGUGACGGGCGAGCCGCUGGAGAGGCGCGCAGAUGAUAACCCCGAGACAUUCCGCAAGCGUAUCGCGGGCUUCCACCAAAAGACAGCGCCCAUGAUUGAGCAUUUCCGCAGCCUGCCGUGCCCUUCCGACCCCACCCGCCCGCUGCUUGUCGAUCUCGCAGGCGAGACAAGCAACUACAUCUGGCCCAAACUCGAGGCGCUCGUCCUGGAGCGAUUCCCGCACAUGGCGCAGGGCAUGAAAACGGGGCUGAGGUCGUGGACAUAG
Molecule: messenger RNA, 810 nt
Organism: Malassezia vespertilionis
Lineage: Eukaryota; Fungi; Basidiomycota; Malasseziomycetes; Malasseziales; Malasseziaceae
Product: 2-dehydro-3-deoxy-D-gluconate 5-dehydrogenase
Exons: 1
Coding region: 1-810 (269 amino acids)
Biological process (GO): nucleobase-containing compound metabolic process
Cellular component (GO): cytoplasm
Molecular function (GO): AMP kinase activity; ATP binding
Source: RefSeq, a predicted model, not a curated record